This is a messenger RNA of Naegleria lovaniensis, 2715 nucleotides long. RefSeq lists its product as uncharacterized. Lineage: Eukaryota; Heterolobosea; Eutetramitea; Acrasida; Naegleriidae. The coding region runs from base 1 to 2715 and encodes 904 amino acids. Gene Ontology annotation, molecular function: calcium ion binding; phosphatidylinositol-4,5-bisphosphate phospholipase C activity. The transcript is spliced from 5 exons. Gene Ontology annotation, biological process: phosphatidylinositol-mediated signaling; lipid metabolic process. The record is from RefSeq and is a predicted model, not a curated record.
AUGUCAGCAACUCCCUCCACACCGCAAGACGAGGGCAAUGACCCGUCAUCAGCCUUCAUCAACAUCAGCUCUUCUUCUUCUGCUUGUACUUUCCAUCAUUCCGAACUCUCUCCACAACACAAUUCUUCAAAAUCCAUUAACAAUGAAUUAUGUGAACAAAUUGUGAUUGAUCUUUCACUACUCGAUACCUUUCGAUUUUCAGAACCUGCGUUCAUCAACAAGAUACUUCAUGAAUUUAAAUCGGGAAAGAAAUUGAAAUGUAUUUUAGAAAAGAAAAAAACAAAUUCUCUCACGCCACCAAAAGAAUAUUAUUUUGUAUUGGAUGAUGAUGAAACAUUUGUAGAGGUGAAGGAUUCAAGAAAGAAGGAAUCGAAAUUACAUAUCUUUUUGAGAGACAUCAAACAACUCUUUGCAACAGAAGCCACCGUCAAAGGAGCCAAAGCUCUUGGUGUGACCAAACUAUUUUCAAAAAAGACAUCUCCUUCAGAUUCAGGCUCUGGAUUUGUUAUUGUCUUUGGACAGAAAGAGGAUCAAGUGACAGUUUACUGUGACUCGAAUAGCGAGUUUAAUGAAUGUAUUUGUGUAUUUAAUUAUUUGAUCAGAGAAUCAAGAAUUAGUUAUGAUCGGGAUCCUACCAAAUUGUUGAUUCUAAAACAUUGGAUGAAAGCAGAUGCCAAUAAUGAUGGACAAUUAGAUUACAAGGAAGUUGUCAAACUAUGUCAAAAAUUGAACAUUGACAUGUCUAGCAAAUCCAUGAAACAAAAAUACAAACAAUUUGACACUGACGGAAGUGGAUACAUUGAAUAUCAAGAAUUUGUAGAAUUUUACAAAUCCAUGAUGAGACGACCUGAAAUUGAAAGUACAAUUUUCGCAAAAUAUUCAAAGAAACAUCAAUUGGUCUUGGCUCCUCAAUUUUUUGAAUUUAUUCAAAGUCAACAAGAAGAAGAUGAUAUUAAAACUGAACAAGAUGCAGAGAAAUUAAUGCUUCAACAUGGAGCUAUCAAAACAGAUAUGGGACUUGGAUUGACAAGUUAUGACUUUACAAGAUUUUUAUUUUCUUCAUCCAAUUCAAUUCUAAAAUCAGAUUUUAAAAAAUUACAUCAAGACAUGACACUUCCAUUAUCUCACUAUUACAUUUCUUCGUCACACAAUACGUAUCUGACAGGACAUCAACUCAAAGGUGAAAGUUCUGUUGAAAAAUAUAAGGAAGUAUUACUUACUGGCUGUCGAUGCGUAGAAUUAGAUUGUUGGGAUGGAAAAGAAGAACCUAUCAUUUUCCAUGGUCACACUCUUGUCAGUAAGAUUAAAUUCCGAGAUGUCAUUCAAACCAUUGCUGAAAAUGCUUUCAAAGCAUCUGAAUAUCCAGUCAUUCUCAGUUUAGAAGUCCAUUGUAGUGAACCUCAACAAGAAAUGAUGGCUAAAAUAAUGGUUCAAAUCUUUGGAGAUGCACUCUAUUUACCACCUCCUGAAAGUAUUACAAGUUAUCCUUCUCCUCAUGAAUUGAGAAGAAAAAUUCUAUUGAAAGGAAAGAGAUUAGUCAGUGGAAGUGAUGAUGACGAUGAGGGAGGUGAUUCUGAUGACGAUGAAGAAGAUUCAGCCACAACUACUACUACCACGACGACGACAACGACCACGACCAAUUCCACUGAACCAAGCACUCCUUCCUCUUCCAAAGAAAAACCAUCUUCGAAAAAGGAGAAGGACUCGAAAACCAAAAAAAAAGUAGCCAAAGCAUUGUCAGAUAUUAUUGCAUUGUGUGCUGUUUCAUUUAAGGGAGAGUUUGCUGAGCCAUGUUGGAAAAUGCAUAGUUUUUCAGAAGGAAAAUUAGAAAAACUUCUCAAAAAAGAUCCAGAAGCAAUUAUCAAAUAUAACAAGAAUCACAUUUCGAGAAUUUAUCCCAAGGGCACAAGAAUUUCUUCCAGUAAUUAUAAUCCAAUGAUUGGGUGGGCAUUGGGAUGUCAAAUGGUUGCUCUCAAUUAUCAAACCUAUGACGAGCAUAUGAGAUUUAAUGAAGUCAUGUUUGAAGAAAAUGGAAAAUGUGGAUAUGUGUUGAAACCUGAUUUUUUGAGAUUGGAGGGUGUACAAGCAAGUCCAUUUGCUGUAGGUUCUUCUCCAGUACUAUCGAUUGUUUUCUCUAUUGUAUGUGGUGAACAAUUACCAAAACCUGGAAUGGCUGAUCGAGGUGAAAUUGUAGAUCCGUUUGUUCGACUUCAAGUCUUGGGAAUUCCACAAGAUGAAUAUGAUGAAAAAUCAGAGAGUGUGACCGACAAUGGAUUUAAUCCAGUAUUCAAUAAGCGCUUUGCAUUCAAUAUUACUUGUCCUGAGCUUGCAGUCAUUCGUAUUUCUGUUUAUGACAAGAAUAGAACGGCCGAUGAAUUUUUGUGUGAAAACUAUCUGCCAGUUAAGAAAUUAAAGAGAGGAUGUCGAAGUAUUCCAAUGCUGGAUCAGUAUGCCAAGCCGAUAGAUGGUUGUGUUUUAUUUGGAGAGCUUCGUAUGAGAGAAUUACGAAAGUCAUUGAGCGACAAGUCAUCAACCACUCCAACAACUCUCAGUGAAACAAAAAUACCUUCUGAGCUUGAUUCUAGCGUGACGAGUAUUGGAAAUGUGCCAACACCUGGUACACCAAUUCAACCUCCUCAGUCAGACAAGAAUCAACAGGUUUCUUUCUUUGACAUGUUGGAAGAGGAAUCAGCAUCAAAUAAUCAACAACAAUAA